This is a messenger RNA of Mercurialis annua (annual mercury), 2390 nucleotides long. Its product is annotated as phosphatidylinositol/phosphatidylcholine transfer protein SFH12-like. The record is from RefSeq and is a predicted model, not a curated record. Bases 275 to 1990 code for a protein of 571 amino acids. The transcript has 15 exons. NCBI's taxonomy places the organism in Eukaryota, Viridiplantae, Streptophyta, Magnoliopsida, Malpighiales, Euphorbiaceae.
UUUGCCUAAAAAUAAUUUAUUCUCAUUGUCAGCCUCUCUUUUUCGCCGCAAAAUUCUCAAUUUUUUUUAAGAAAUCUCUAUCUUUUAUUAUAUGUAUCAUCUUAUCUAUCUUUCAAUUUCCCUGUUUUCCCCUGUGGAGGUAGGCAUUGGGCUAAGAAUUAGGGUUUCUAGCUGUGGCAUCCUGAUAUGAGUGCUUGAUUUUGUAUAUUGUGCGCUUUUGUUUUGUGUGUCACACAUCUUCCCCACAAGCCGGUUCUUAACUUUUCCCAUCUUUAUGGCUGCUGUCUCUGGACCACUGUCUCCCCAUCCAGCAGGAACUGAGAUGGACUAUCUCGGGGAUGAAAAGAAAACAAGGAUUGAAUCUUUGAAAAAGAAAGCUAUCAAUGCCUCCAAUAUAUUUAGAAACUCUUUGACAAGAAAGGGUAGGAGAAGUAGUAAAGUAAUGUCUAUUGAAAUUGAGGAUAUCCAUGAUGCUGAGGAAUUAAAGGCCGUUGAUGCUUUUCGCCAAGUACUUAUUUUGGAGGAACUCCUACCCGCACAACACGAUGAUUAUCAUUUGAUGCUCAGAUUCUUGAAGGCCAGGAAGUUUGAUCUUGAAAAAACAAAGCAAAUGUGGUCCGAUAUGGUUCAUUGGAGGAAAGAAUUUGGUGCCGACACAAUCAUGGAGGAUUUUGAAUUCACGGAAAUUGAUGAAGUCCUGAAAUACUACCCUCAAGGGCAUCAUGGUGUGGAUAAGGAAGGAAGACCUAUUUAUAUCGAGAGACUAGGCCAAGUUGAUGCUAACAAGCUAAUGCAAGUCACGGACCUCGACAGAUAUGUCAAAUACCAUGUGCAGGAGUUUGAGAGAACUUUUGCUGUUAAGUUUCCGGCUUGUUCAAUUGCAGCAAAAAAGCACAUUGAUCAAAGUACAACCAUCCUGGAUGUGCAAGGAGUGGGCCUCAAAAACUUCAAUAAAGCUGCAAGGGAUCUUAUCACUCGCCUUCAAAAGAUUGAUGGUGACAAUUACCCUGAGACCCUGAACCGCAUGUUCAUCAUCAAUGCUGGUUCUGGAUUUAGAAUGCUGUGGAACACUAUUAAGUCUUUCCUUGAUCCUAAGACCACAGCAAAGAUCCAUGUUCUUGGCAACAAAUAUCAGAGCAAAUUACUUGAGAUAAUUGAUGCCAGUGAGUUGCCUGACUUCUUGGGAGGUUCCUGCACUUGUGCUGAUCAACGUGGCUGCAUGCGCUCUGAUAAGGGCCCAUGGAAAGACCAAGAGAUAUUGAAGAUGGUUCAAAAUGGUGAUCAUAAAUGCUCCAAGAAACGUGAGAGUCAGAAUCCUGAUGAUAGGACAGUUGAGGAUGAGACACUGUUCUUAAAGGGGGACCAGUUAGAUUACUCUCAAGUUGCUCCUCUUCUUGCACAAGUUUCCAAGAAGUUUCAGGACUAUGGCCCUAUAAUUGAGAAGACGGUUGAUAUGACUUGGAAAAAAUUGGUAGAGGACGAUAAAUUAUCCGGUCGUAAAGCAGACUGUUACAAUAAUUAUGAAGGAUGCAAGCUUUUCGAAGCAAAUGGCUCCCCGAUUCUGACUGGUGUGAUGGCUUUUGUUAUGGGUAUUGUCACAAUGAUUAAAGUGACGCGCAACAUGCCCAAGAAGCUUACAAAUGCUACCAUCUACUCCAGUUCUGGCUAUUGUGAUGAAACCGAUGUCAAAGGCCGGGGACUUGAAUGUGGUGUAUCUACUGCAGAUUAUAUGAAUGUCAUCAAACGCAUGGCUGAAUUGGAAGACAAAGUGAGUGUUCUUAGCAUGAAACCUGCUGUGACACCAGUGAAAGAGGAAACAAUGAAUGCUGCUUUAAGCAGGGUUGAUGUCUUGGAGCAAGAGCUUGCAGAAACCAGAAAGGCUCUGGAGGAUUCACUUGCUCGACAGGAGGAGCUUGUUGCUUAUCUUGAGAAAAAGAAGAAGAAGAAGAAGCUGGUACACUACAGAUUUCAUAACAAUUUCACUUGGUGAAUGAAGAAAUGCUGGAUGCCUAAGAGGAUCUGCUGGUGAGCUAUUUUCUGUAUUCCAAGGUCACCGCCUAUAUGCACUGUGGAUUAAAGUUUCGUAUAGAGAAUAGAAAUCGGAGGUUUUUGUCCUGAUAUACAAUUUUUCUCUUUCCAUACAAAUAUAUCAACAAUAAAAACUGGCAUCUUACAGAUUUAUUAAGAAUUUGUCGAGAUAAAUGCCCGAAUAUGUGUGCGUCUAUGUUUAUAUGUAUAUAAUGAGUGGUAUGUAUGACGUAAAAGUUUAGCAAGCAUGAAUUCUGAGUUGGAGUAAUAUUCUUGAAGAAUAGCAACCAGAAAAUUGCAAUUAUGUUUUAUCAAUUUUUUAUUCAUUCUAUCAUGAAAUGCAUACAAGUUUUUGGUCGACA